This is a messenger RNA of Olea europaea var. sylvestris, 2130 nucleotides long. RefSeq lists its product as uncharacterized. Lineage: Eukaryota; Viridiplantae; Streptophyta; Magnoliopsida; Lamiales; Oleaceae. The record is from RefSeq and is a predicted model, not a curated record. The coding region runs from base 636 to 1706 and encodes 356 amino acids. The transcript has 4 exons.
CGCAGUAAAAAUUGUCGACAGUCGCCCUAUGUAGCGUACACUUGACAGUUUUUCAUUUGAUAUAUAAUUCAAAAAAUAACUACCAUAUCUAUGUAUCAAAUACCAAAUUGUCAAGUGUAUGCCACAUAGGGCGAUUACUGACAGUUUUCACUACGAAUAGCAUUAUUCUGGCAAUAUGUCCCGACCCCACCUCUCCCAAAUCUGGCAGAUUCCCUGGUUAGUCGAAGAAUCGGAACGAGACAAGGCAGGAACAUGGUCGUGGUGUGGUGACGACGGUUAGCCUGUCCCAUUAGUCAGUGCUAGAUAUGUGAGACCAAGAUCUUUAUUUUGCCAUGGAAAUUAACAGGUGGAAGGAUUUAAUUUUUACCAAAAUGGUUGUUGAAUGAGUAAUUCAGUAUACAUGCAUGAAUCAUGACGGGUUUUUACCGUAUAAACUUUUUGUAUCACUUUUAUCUUAGUGUGUGAUCUGGUUCAGAUAUGUUACUUGCUUUGCAAAUAUUUAGGCCAUUUUCAUUUUGAUUGUGUCUUUAUUAAAGUAUUGGAUUUCGCAGGAAGGAGACGUAGAUUCGCCUCAAGAGUCAAGUCCUCUUGGUUUGAAACUGCGAAAGACGCCAUCUUUUCUGAAUUUAUUGGAGAUGAAGUUAUCCCAAUGGAAGAAAGAAGAUUGUUCAUCGAAGAGCAAUCUCAGAAUUGGACGACAGAGUUCUAAAACAAAAUUUGACGAGAAAUUAAAAGCCACGAACUUCGCUGCAAUUUUACUUAAAAUUGGAAAUUGGCAGUGGAUUUCUGAGCAUGAAGGCGAUUUGACAACAAAGUUAUACUAUGGAAAACACAAAAUGGUUUGGGAAGUAUUGGUUGGGGCACUAAAGAGUAAGAUUGAGAUACAAUGGUCUAAUAUUACUGCUAUUAGAGCUAUUAUCCGUGACAACGAACCAGGAAUUCUCGAGAUUGAGUUGAACCAACCACCUCUGUUCUUCAGAGAAACAAAUCCCCAGCCUCGAAAGCAUACUCUUUGGCACCAAGCAUUGGAUUUUACUGGAGGCCAAGCUUCCACUUGCAGGAGACACCAUGUGAGUUUUGCUCCGAGGAUGCUUGAUAAACACUAUGAGAAGCUUUUGCAAUGCGAUCAACGAUUGUUCUCGUUAAGCCAGAAGCCCUUCCCUAGCCAGGAAUCUCCCUAUUUUGAUUCAGCUGUCAAUGAAGGUUCUAAAUCCUUUUUCACUUUGAACGGAUAUGAAUCAGAAUUUCUUCUUGGAAUGCAGUAUCCUCAUCGAACGUAUCCUGCUCCUUUCGUCCUUGGAAAGAUUGAAAACUUCAAAACAAUGACAAUGUCACCUACAAGACUAACUGCUUUUGAUCAGAGAGUUUGGAGCGAAGGAGAAAAUACUGAUUGGGAAGAAUCACAAGCCGAUUAUGUUCUUAGUCCACUGGAUUAUCUGUCAGUGGAAGAUGCUGGAGGAUUUAGUCCAAGUCGGAGAGUCCUAAAUGACAUUGAGAACCAUUUGCUAGAAGACAAUCAGUUUGUAUACUCUAAUGAGGAAACACUUUUCACAAAUGUGAAAUUGACGCGUCCAUUAAUUGAACCAUUGGAUGUGAAUCCAAUCAACUCAACUGUUGCAAAUCAGUUGCUUAUAAACUAUCAAAUCACUGAUACACAAGUAAUACAAAAUUUUCUCGAGAGGUCAAAGCCAGAUGGCACUGACUGAGAGCCUACGACUUGGCCAUCUCAUCAAGAUCCCAACGAAAGCUUAAAGAUGGAACCAGCAACGAACAACUCGCUCUAUCAAUACACGUUGCCAAUCAGAGAUUUUUCGACGCCAAAUGCCAUGCAAAACAUACAUAGUUGGGCUUAGUAUCUACGUGAGGAAGCUGAACAAGGGGAUUUGCAUAAUAGGGAUAAGUGUAAGCAUGUUGCGAUAAUCCCUUGUACGUCUCUACAUGUUUUUUAGCUUUCCCACCUUUCAUAGAGAUGGGAAUAGAAGUGCUCUUUUCUUUGGUGCAAUCUACUAGUUGGGAAAGGAGUCUCAAUUUCUUCACCGUUAAUGUUUUGAUUAAGACGAUUUUUUAGUUCAAUGUAACUCUUUUCUUUUUGUACAAUGCUCGGGCCAAAUAUUCAUGUUGUUUGAGGAA